This is a messenger RNA of Toxotes jaculatrix (banded archerfish), 3663 nucleotides long. Its product is annotated as ceroid-lipofuscinosis neuronal protein 6-like. The coding region runs from base 126 to 1040 and encodes 304 amino acids. The transcript has 7 exons. The record is from RefSeq and is a predicted model, not a curated record. Lineage: Eukaryota; Metazoa; Chordata; Actinopteri; Toxotidae.
UGAACCAUGGCAGAGAGAUGCAAGUGUAGCUAGUAGAGCGCCGUUAAACCGCCCCGUUGUUUGAACCACGGGACGAUCACGGAGUGCCGUUAGCUAGAUCAACGGUAGCUAACACGGAGCCGAAAAUGCACUCUGUACGGAAACGUCGAAGCAACGCUUUACUCAGGACGAAACAAAAUAGCACUCCUAGUGGUUCGAAGGAAAAUGUGCCACAGAAGAAAAGACAGCACUUCCACUUUGACCUGUGGUUCUGUCUGACUCUGCAGAACUGGAUACUGGACUUCGGAAGGCCUAUUGUCAUGAUCGUCCUUCCUCUGGAAUGGUUUCCCCUGAACAAGCCCAGUGCUGGAGACUAUUUCCACAUGGCCUACAAUGUCAUAACACCAUUCCUGAUGCUCAAGCUGAUUGAGCGCAGUUCCAGCGCGCUGCCUCGCUCAGCAGUCUAUCUCUGCAUCAUCACUUUUGUCAUGGGAGCCAGCAUCCACCUUGUGGGAGACUCCAUCAACCACCGGCUCAUCCUGAGUGGCUACCAGCUCCACCUGUCAGUCAGAGAGAACCCCAUCAUCAAAGACCUUAAACCUGCUUCGCUGAUUGACUCUUUUGAGCUGCUGUAUUAUUAUGAUGAACAGCUGGGACACUUGAUGUGGUAUAUUCCUUUCUUCAUCAUUCUGUUCAUCUACUUUACCGGCUGCUUCACCGAGGCUGAAGGGCAGAAGAAGAUUCCCGUCUCUGGUUGGCUGCUGCUGGGACCCAGCUCUCUCUACUACUGGUACUUGGUCACUGAAGGACAAAUUACAGAAAUUUUCCUCCUCACCUUCCUUGCCAUGGUUGCCACGGUGAUACGUCAACAGCAUAAAGGCCUCAGCCCGGACAGCAACGGCCUGUUCCUGUUCUGUAGUUUCAGUGUUACUGUGCUCCUGGUGGCACUGUGGGUGGUCUAUCUGUGGAACGACCCGGUGCUACGCAGCAAGUACCCGGGGCUCAUUUAUGUGCCAGAACCGUGGUCCUACUACACCUUACAUAUCAAGAAUAACCACUGACUUACACCUACUGAGGUCUGUGAUACUUUGUGAUUGAAGAAAAAAUAUUUCUGAAUGCCUUGACAUCGGAUGCCACUUAGAUUUGUAUGAACUGACUGAUGCUUCUUUUUACUUUAAAUUCUUUGUUCUUCUUUAUCUCUCUUUCUUCCUCCUGUCUAUAUCUCUAUUGAUAGACACACAGUGUUCAACAAGUUGGAACUGUGAUGCUUGUUGAAAAGUUGCCCAUUCUCACAUGCAAGCAAACCUGCUCGGAUGUUGUGACAUGAGAUCUGACACUAUGACUACAUGUCAUAAAGUAGGCCAGCACCGCUCAACGUGUACAUGUGACGUACCGCAGGUUAUCAGGAAUAACUGAGACGUGUCGCUGCUCAUAUCUCGCAGGAAAAGAUCUAUUUAAUGUUUAAGAUUUUCUGCAUUUUUAUCCCACUUUCACAAUCACUGAUGUUAGCUCUCAGUGACAAACACCCAAAGCAUGUUGUUUAAUCACAGCCUGAUUAUCUAUAAUUAGCUGUUUUUUAACUGACGGUGUAAAAACAUGGUUGGGAUUAACACACAAGGCAAAAGUUGGUAAAAAAAAAAUGCAGGAGCCACCUUAGGGCCCCUUAAAAACCUGGCUAGCAGGUGCUCAUCCUGCGUUUGCAUCCAAACAAAACUUAACCAGCGAAGUGAAUGACAGAGUUGACCUUUUACGUAGAAGCUCAAGAUGAAUGUAUGUGUGGCAUAUUCUGUGAAGAAUGAGAAGAAAUUCUAACCUUGCUUGUGCUCAUCAAAGAAUCCAGACUAUUGAUUCCUCGAUGCUUUGAGGUUGAUCUUUCAGAGAUCAGAAGAGGAAAAAAAAGAGUCAGGUUGUUCGAUAAAUGGGCUGCCUCCGUGGCCUCCAAGAACGAAAUGAAGAAGAAGAUGGCAGUCAUUCCUCACUGAUUACCUCAACACACAGGUAUAAAAGAUAAUUUUAAGUUAGCACGUGUUAAAUGAGAUAAACUUCAGAUAUAUCAAAUCAAAUCAAGCCUUAUUGUCACUUUGCUGUACAUACACCUGCAGUGCAGACAAAAUGAGAGCGAGGAGAGUGAAGGUAAAAACAAAAGAAAUAAAAAUCGUAAUAAUAAAUACUAAAGAGAAAAACAAACACACCCAAAAACCUGCAAACAGCCCCCAUCCCCCUGACCCUCCACCCCUAAGUUAGUAAUGGUGGAUAUGUCUGCAAUUCAGCAGUUCAGUACUCUAACAUCUUGUGGUAGGAAGCUGUUGAUGAGUCUGGGGGUUCUGCCUUUUAUGCUCCGAUACCUUUUGCCCGAAGGCAGCAGUUCGGUGGAGAGGGUGUGAGAAGUCCGUUCAGAGCUCUGCUACUGCAGCAGCUCUGGUAGAGAUCUUGGACUGAGGGGGACUGUCAGCCAUACUGCAGCUGAAGUACCAUGUGGACAUGCAGUAUGUCAGGACGCACUCCACCAUGCCUCUGUAAAAAGUCCUGAGGAUGCUGGUGGGGAAGAGGCUUUUUUUUUUGCCGGGCCCACUUUUGUUAUCGCUGAGUCUGAGUCCUCUGGAGGUCGAUGAUCAUUUCCUUGGUUUUGUCCACAUUCAGCACCAGGUUGUUCAGUCUGCACCAGUCCACCAGGUGAUCUACUUCCUCCCUGUAGACUGAUUUGUCGUUUCCCCAGAUGAGGGCCACCACUGUGGUGUCAUCCGCAAACUUUGUAAUCGUGUUCCCCUCAGUUCUGGCUGCACAGUUGUGCAGUAGUAGUAGUAGUAGUAGUAGUGUAAAGAGUUGUGCAAAGAAGUUGUCGAGUCUGUCGGGAAUCGAGGCAUCGUCAUCCUCAACCCUCUGCCUGGACUUGUAAUCCAUCAGCACGUGAACUCCCUGCCACAUUCGUUUGAUGUUUCCUGUGUCACAGAGGUGUCGUUGGAUUUUCUCUGCGUAGGUGCGUUUCGCAGCCUUGAUCCCCUUGGAGGAUUUAUACAGAUAAAGAUAUAAGAUAUAAAUGUAAGGUACCAUUUGGAGAACAGUAUAUUAAAUGGAGGACUGAUUCAGAGCUAUAAUUAAAAAAAAGAAAACAUUCUCAGGUAUGUAAGGUUUCACGCUUUGACAGAUUUCAGUGAAAUUUAUUUGUCGUUCAUUUAGACAUGGGAGCUGUUUCCAUACGUGGUCAUAGUACUAUUAAAUAGAGAGCUACGUUUAUUAUUGAAUUAUAACCCUGCCCUGUUGCCAGCAUACAGUCACUGACAACAUACUGUUCUAUACUGCACUAUAGGAGUAUAUGUAAUGAACAUGUAACAGUGUUCAGUGUGAGAAUAAGUCUGUUGUACAGACUCUUUAAUACUAUUCAAAAGGUCAAGGAAAACCGAGGAGCAGAUGACUAUUAAGGUACAGAUGAAAACUUUUUUUUAAUAAAAACAACUAAAACUUUUACUUUGCUUUUUUUUUUUUUUACAUGGUGAGGGUACAUCUUUUUCUUUAGAGUUGCUGUUCUUGAUAUAAUAUUGCCAUUGUUCAUGUCUUGUGUAUUAUUGUUCCUUUGCUUAAGAUCACUUUGUUGCUUGGAAAAUACCGUGUAGUUACAGUUUAGUUACUGGUUCCUCACUGGUAAGAUUUUGCGUCUGUCUAUUUUAAUUAAAAGGUUAAAACUUA